AUGCCACCAGCCGAUCUGAUCCCAUCUCUCUCUGCCCUCGCGUCGACGAGCCGCCCGCGCCCCUAUGAACCGGGAGCCGCCAGGUUCGGCGGCGCCGACCGUGACGAGAUCCGUGCCACCCGCCCGCCGCCGGCCUCCGCCGCCACCACCGCAUCCCCUUCGCUACGGCCGCCAGCGCGGCUGCGCCUCCGCGUCGUGAGGUGCCGCGCCGGCGGCGACAGGGAGGGAGGGAAGGGGGAGGAAGAGGAGGCGGAGGCGCCCGAGUCGCUCUUCGCCAGGGAGCUCCGGCGGGGCUACUCCGGCAUCCACUUCGAGAUCCUCGAGGCCAUCUCGAAGCUGCUCAACGCCAACAACUCCGUCGCGGUGGCCCCCGAUGGCCGGAUGGUGGAUGCCGCCGAGGCGUUCAAGAUCGCCGGCAUCGAGCACGGCUUCUUCGAGCUGCAGCCCAAGGAAGGUCUCGCCAUGGUCAACGGCACCGCAGUGGGCUAUGGCCUCGCGUCCACCGUGCUCUUUGAGGCCAACGUGCUCGCCAUCAUGGCUGAGGUCAUCUCCGCGGUGUUCUGGGAGGUCAUGACCGACAAGCUGGAGUUCACUGACCACCUGACGCACAAGCUGAAGCACCACCCAGGACAGAUCGAGGCUGCCGCGAUCAUGGAGCACAUCUUGGAAGGCAGCUCCUACAUGAGUGCCUCAAGGUGCUGA
Molecule: messenger RNA, 702 nt
Organism: Miscanthus lutarioriparius
Lineage: Eukaryota; Viridiplantae; Streptophyta; Magnoliopsida; Poales; Poaceae
Source: the annotation of a GenBank genome assembly